AUGUAUGAAAAUUCUAAUGAUUAUUCCUCAGUGUUAAACGAAACAAAAACUUCUCAAGAAUACGCAUUCGAUUGGUCAGUUUUGAUUGAUGCAGAUCUUGAAUUUAUUAAUCCGGAAGUAAAGAAAAAAUCCCACAUUCAUUGUGUCUUUUCGCGUGUCUACAUUGACGAUAUGGAUCUGUUACGUCAAGGCGAUGAUGAAGGUGAAUUUGUUGCUGAUGAAAGUGAAUCAAAAGAGGAUUUAUUAGAAGAGCAAAUUCAAGAAGUUUCAACAAAUAUGCAAAAGGACGAAGAUGUCGUCAAAAAAGAAAAAUCACAAAAUGAAAUUGAUUGUUCAAAUGCUGAAAAUGUUCGUAGUUUUGGAUUCGCAACUGGCUUUGAUUUAAAUGGAGAAACUUAUAAGAAAAAAAUUAAUGGUAGUGAAGAUGGAAGUGAAAGUAGUAAAUUCAGUGCUGGAAUUCUUGAUUUUGCGAAAUUUUGGCAAAAUGAAGACUGCAAAAGAUUUUCAGGAUUUGAAGGGAAAAAACGGAAAAAAGCAAAGGCAAGAACAUCAUCAUCUUUAUCGGCAACUACAAGUUCUUUACAAAUAUCUGGCACAGCUAGUAAAGUAGAAUCAAAUACUUCUUUAAUUGAAGGUUCAGAAGAUUCUUUGUCAAUAAAUAUUUCUAUGGAAAAAUUGAAUUUUGAGGAUAAAUUAAACUUUGAUUUUGCUUUUGAUCCAAAACGAGAUAGAAAAUUGGUUGCUAAAAGGGCUCGCAAAUAUUUUUCUGAUGAUAAGGAAAUGAUGAAAUAUUGGUUUCAACGUUAUCGUUACUUUACUAAAUUGGAUGAGGGAAUUUUAUUGGAUCGUGAAGCCUGGUUUUCGGUUACACCAGAAAUGCUUGCACAACAUGUUGCUGAUCGUCUUGUCCGAAUUAGAGAUUGUAUAAUUUUGGAUGCAUUUGCUGGUUCUGGGGGAAAUUCUAUUCAAUUUGCUUUGAAGGGUGCUUUCGUUUAUGCAAUUGAUAUUGAUCCAGUGAAAUUGCGUUGUUCAGCAAGAAAUGCACAAAUUUAUGGUGCCCGCGACAGAAUAAACUUUAUUUGUGGAAAUUUUUUCCAUAUUUGCAAAUCAUUAAUUGGAGCAAGGAAAUAUAAGGAGGAAAAUAAAAUUGUUAAAAGUUCAUAUCCUUACACAACCGAUCUUUAUCCAUUUGCGAUAGAUGCUGUUUAUUUAAGCCCACCUUGGGGUGGACCUUCUUAUGCAAAAUCAGGAAAAGAAGAAUUUGAUUUACAAAAAGACAUUAUUUUAGAUGGUGUCAAAAUAUUUAAUUAUGCAAAAAAGAUCUCACAAAAUGUUGUUUAUUUUUUACCUAAAAAUACUUCUGUCGAUCAGAUUAUUGCAUUGGCAGCAUCUGACGGAGAAGUCGAAUUAGAGCAAAGUCUUUUGGGAGAAAAAGUAAAAGCAUUGCACGCUUAUUAUGGAAAAUUGGUUGCUCAUGAUUGAUUUUUGAAUUUUAAUUUUUUUUGAAAAUUUUUAAGAAAAUAAUUGAUUUAAUUUUAUCUUUUUUUGCUUUUCUUUUCAAGUAUAAUAUAUUGAAUAUGCCAAAUCAUCUCAUUUAUUAUGUAAUUUUUGCAUU
Meloidogyne enterolobii is the source of this 1615-nucleotide messenger RNA. Lineage: Eukaryota; Metazoa; Nematoda; Chromadorea; Rhabditida; Meloidogynidae. The record is from the annotation of a GenBank genome assembly.